UGGAUAGACAGAGAGAGAGAGAGAGAGAGAGAGAGAAUGAGAGACUGAGAGUACAGAGAUACUAUUGAACUAUAUAAGGCAGAGGACAGAUUCAGUAUAAAUCAGGAUAUGCACUCAGAAGCAAAAUAAUCAGUAUCUGUAAAUUGAUGUAUGACUGGCUGACCUGCUGUUGCCCAUUUGAACUGCAGCUUUCAGCACCCAGUUUAUGGGACAAUUGACCAAUAGAGAACUGCACUUCUGAAUUCACUUUCAGCCUUCAACAGCAUCAAACAUGACAACUGCCACAAGACUUCUGGAUGAGCUCUGUCACUUAAAGGCUCAGUCUCUAGAAUCAUUGGAGCCUUUAGAUCACUUCCAAGUUAUUAAACUUCUUGGAGAGGGUUCAUAUGGAAAAGUCAAAUUAGCAGUGCACAAGAAGAGAGGAACACCAAUGGCCCUUAAAUUCUUCCUGAGAGACGACAUAUCUCUACUGUCCUUUCUGAGGGAAUAUAACCUGUCUUUGGCCUUUUGUACCCACCCCUCACUUACCUCAGCUUUAGGCAUCGCUUUCUCAACUCCUACUCACUAUGUGUUCGCCCAGCAACCUUGCCUUUAUGGCGACCUAUAUGAUGUCAUCGUUCCUGAGGUUGGUCUUGAAGAGAGCCGUGCCCAAGGAGUGGCUUCCCAGAUCAGCGGUGCUCUCUCUCACCUCCAUUCCCUUGGCUUUGUCCACCGUGAUGUCAAGCCGGAAAACAUCUUCCUGUGUGACCGUGAGUGUCGUUGGGUCAAACUUGGUGAUUUUGGCAUGGUGAAGGCUAAAGGCACCAGGGUACCAUGCGUGUGGUACAGCUCCCCUUACUGCACACCCGAGUCUGAGAUGGCAAGGAAGAACCAAGAGAACCAUUUGGGUAACUUGGGGAUGGACAAAAAUGGAAACACGCAAAAAGGCGACUCUGGAAAGACUCACAGGAUGUUGGUGUCUGUGGAUCCCACUACAGACAGCUGGGCAUUAGGCAUUUUAAUCUACGCCAUGCUAAUGGGGAGCCUUCCAUGGUCUGAGACUGUUUCAGACAACACUGCAUAUAAAUGCUAUCUACAAUGGACCAACUGGGAAGGAUCACCAUCACAGGAGAGAGGAUCACAUCAGCCUGAAAACUUCCAACAGAUGGCACCACAGUUUGCGGCGUUCACUCCUCUUGCGGCUUGUCUUCUUAGGGCCCUGCUCCACCCACAGUUCAGGCUUCGAGGCAGGCCAGAUGAGGUGGAAAGAUAUCUGGGAGGAGCCUGGCUAUUGGACAAGGAUGUCAGUGGGUGAUGCAUCAAAAAGGCAGGACGGAGAUCAUUAGUUUGUCAUUCACUCGUCACCUUUUAGAAGUAGUUCUGAUGGUAGUUUUAAUCAUAAGCCUGCUGUGCAUCCUAUGCAUUAUUAGCUGAGAGUUUGUUUUCCUAACUGACCACUAGAUCUUAGCUGUAAACACUGAAAACACAAAAGUUCCUGGGAAAAAAAGUUCCGGGUAUAUGUUACGGGUAAUUUUGGUGGAAACUCGGCACAAGAGUGGAAAGCUCUGCGGUUGAUCUUCUUACAAUGCCACUGGUCUUUAUAGAUCUACUGACUACCAAGAGCAGCACAAAUUAGCAUCUGGAUUAAGAAUAUGGCAGUAUAUGGAGUUGGUAAGGGUUAUAUAAUUGAAAAGGGGCAGUAUUUCUAAAAAAACUUGGGCUCCAUCCACAGUCCAGCAACAUUACUACACUACAAAACAAUGUGCUUCCCACAAAGAUCAGUGUAAUGCUAUAUCCUGAAGUCCGUACC
Messenger RNA from Carassius auratus (goldfish), 1789 nucleotides. RefSeq names its product serine/threonine-protein kinase SBK1. The transcript has 4 exons. Lineage: Eukaryota; Metazoa; Chordata; Actinopteri; Cypriniformes; Cyprinidae. The record is from RefSeq and is a predicted model, not a curated record. Gene Ontology annotation, molecular function: protein serine/threonine kinase activity; ATP binding. Gene Ontology annotation, biological process: protein phosphorylation. Bases 272 to 1294 code for a protein of 340 amino acids.